Sphaeroforma arctica JP610 is the source of this 702-nucleotide messenger RNA. RefSeq lists its product as hypothetical. Lineage: Eukaryota; Ichthyosporea; Ichthyophonida. The record is from RefSeq and is a predicted model, not a curated record. Gene Ontology annotation, molecular function: U1 snRNA binding. The coding region runs from base 1 to 702 and encodes 233 amino acids. The transcript is spliced from 5 exons. Gene Ontology annotation, cellular component: U1 snRNP. Gene Ontology annotation, biological process: mRNA splicing, via spliceosome.
AUGAUGAAUAGAACUAUCGUAAUGAUCCCGCCAUCACCCACGGUCUACAUCCAGGGACUCAACGAAAAGACUAAAAAGCAAGAGCUACGCCGCACACUGUAUUCAUUGUUUUCUCAGCAUGGCCCAAUUUUAGACGUUGUCGCUCUGAAGACGAAAAAGCUUCGUGGACAAGCGUGGGUUGUAUUUAGAGAUACUGCAAGUGCUAUACGGGCAGUCUCGCAGCUCAACGGGUUUACCUUAUAUGACCGACAGAUCCGGCUCAACUACUCAAGGAAUAAAUCCAAUGCCGUCGCUAUCAUGGAUGGCACUUUUGGGAAGAAGACUACAAAGAAAGCAGGUUACACGAUCAAAAGCGAUAAAAAUUUAGCGGACAAAGAGAAGGCACAAGCCAAGCCGAAGAAUCCCGCAUCAGGAAACCCGACAUCCACGUCCACGCCAGCCAUCGAUGUAGAUGAGAACCCACCGUACAGAAUUCUGCUCGUCCUAAAUUUGCCAGAGGAAACAACAGAUGAAAUGUUGAGGUAUUUAUUUGGUCAAUUCCCUGGAUUGAAGGAUGUGCGAAUGAUUCCAAAUCGGACUGACGUGUCUUUCGUUGAGUUCGAAGAUGAUGUAAUGGCUGCUGCCGCAAAGACGGGGCUACAAGGAUUUUUAAUUAAGCCGGAUCAUCCUGGACUUGUUCUGACAUUUGCAAAACAAGCAUAA